Messenger RNA from Crotalus tigris (Tiger rattlesnake), 1925 nucleotides. Its product is annotated as C-type lectin domain family 2 member D-like. Bases 386 to 1309 code for a protein of 307 amino acids. The transcript is spliced from 9 exons. The record is from RefSeq and is a predicted model, not a curated record. Gene Ontology annotation, molecular function: zinc ion binding. NCBI's taxonomy places the organism in Eukaryota, Metazoa, Chordata, Lepidosauria, Squamata, Viperidae.
CCCAUUUAGAUUUUAUUAACUGUCAUGAACCUUCUUGCUCUCGGCUCCCUCCCUCCCCAGAAUAGUUGAACGGCUCCGAUUUCAUUUAGUCACUUAAUUUCUUUGGGAACAUCAGAAGGAACAACAUCGCCUUCGUUUGAAGAACAGGAAGGCCUGAGGGAACCAGGAGAAGAUCACAUCUUCAAGCCCUUCUACAGGGGAAACUGUUUGUUUGAUUGGUUUGACCAACUGUCAACCUCCAAUCACUCCAUUCUGUGGGGUGAACUCUUCUCUAACGUGCAUCAGCCAAUCCUUGGAGGAUGAAGUAAAAGAGAAAGCGCCUUGUUCAAGUUGUACAGGAGAUUCAUUGAAAAACAAGCAGGGAUCCACAGAAUUUCUGGGGAAAAUGAAAGAAGCCGUCAGACAGGCAACUGUAGAUGAAACAAAUUGGUCAACUCAAGAGGUGUGCAUGAUACAUAAAGAAGACUUAAGUCAUUUCUGUUUGGAGGAUCAAGUUCCCCUUUGUUCACUCUGCAGAAAAUCCUGGGAUCAUGCGGCACAUACUGUCAUUUCCAGGAAUCAACCAGAAAAUCAGGCUACUGGAAAUGUCUUGAAUGGGGGAAAAGACGGUUUUCCAAAAUCACAGCCAACCGAUGCUUCCAUGGUAGAGUUUUCAAACAUAAACAAAGAAGACUUCAUAGAAAAAGGAGGGGCAACUGAUGGGAACAAAGAUGACAAGAAAGACAAUAAACCUGCAACUGUUGAGCAGUGGGUGGACUUCAGCUUGGAAGAAAAGAAGGAAGCAGGCACCCAACCCAACACAAGGGUCAAGAACUCAAUUACGUGGAUUGUCCUCAUACUCUUUGUCAUUCAGAUUGUGGGCUUGGUAACCACCAUCUUCGUUUUCACAAAAGCUAAACCUCAUUUGCCUUCUGCUGCUGCCACCACUUCCUGUUGCCCAACGGGCUGGCACAACAACCAAGGAAAUUGCUAUCAUGUUAUGGAAACCAAAGACACCUGGAAUGCUAGUCAGAAUCAUUGUCUCUCCUUUGGGGCCACCUUGGCUGUCUUUGGGGAUCUAGAGAAACUGAUUGGUGCCAUGAAUGUCAGGGAGCCCUUUAACCACUGGGUUGGCCUCCAUAGAAGUCCUGAAGAGAGCUGGAAAUGGCCAGAUGGGACCCUGUUCAAAAACCCCUUUGAAGUGGAGGGAGACGGACCCUGUGCUUAUCUGAAGAAGAGAGUGGUGAGCAGCGCAGAUUGUGCCGACUGGAAGAAAGGACUGUGCAGCCUGAAAGGGUUAAUGAACCACCAACUCUGCAGCGCAACCUGAGUGCUGAAGAAUUCCUUCUGUGCAAAAAAGGAGUUGGAGACCUUCCCUGCUGCUGGGCGUGCCCGUGCACACACACGACAAAUUUUCUGUGGGUGGCCUUCCUUUUCAUCCAUGCAGGAGAUAAACGUUUUUACAGGGUAUAAUUGCAAAAACUGACUAGACUGAAAAAAGUCAAAGUGACGUAAGAAAAGAUCUAAACACAUUUUAAGGGUUUUUCUUCCCCCCAAUACAGGUUGCAAUCCUAACUAAAUAGGUUUUCAUGGGAGAACACUCCUUGAAUUUUUACUCCCAGGUAAAAUAGAAGUAUAUCUAAGGUUAUAUUCAUGCGGUGUGUUUUGGUACAUAUACACAUAUACUCUCUAGCUGGAUUGAGAGUGCUUUGCUACCUCACUUUUUUCUUUAGCUAAAAACAAUGCAAAUUUGGAGAAGAAACAUUUUAAAACACUAGUCAAUUUUGAGUAAUUGUGUGGUCAGACUAGCCUAAAAACAGGUCAGGGUAGAUUGUAAUUCAGUGAGUUGUAGGAUGCCCAGCUGUUAGUUUUGCAUGUGGUGUGAACACAAUAUCAAGCCCUAGUAUUGCAUGUUUGUAUGGACUUUAAUACAUUGGAUGACCCCA